Vanessa atalanta (red admiral) is the source of this 1809-nucleotide messenger RNA. RefSeq lists its product as uncharacterized. The record is from RefSeq and is a predicted model, not a curated record. Lineage: Eukaryota; Metazoa; Arthropoda; Insecta; Lepidoptera; Nymphalidae. The transcript is spliced from 4 exons. The coding region runs from base 28 to 1752 and encodes 574 amino acids.
UCAAAAUUAACACUCGAAACGUAAGUUAUGAUACUUUACCAAAAUUACGAAGUUAUUAUCAGUGUUUACAUAUUUUUGAUCGUUAAAAUUAUUUGCAAAAUCGUUGACAAGUAUCGCGUUUCAAUGUUUAACAAACAGCCGACCCUCACGAGCAUACCGGAACAGAUAGAGAAAAAUGAGGAAAUACUGAAAUGGGUGCCGAAAAAGAAACACGAAGUACUAAAAGCAAAGUACAAAUGUCUUAAAAAGCUCUUCCAGAUAUAUGAUGCCAGUGUCAUAGGGAUAUUACCCCAGAACUACAUAGAUCAACAACCAGAUAAUGAAAGGACUCAUCGAAGAAAAAGAUCACAUAGAACUAAAACCGAUGCAUGCGCUGGAACUACUGAAAUAUCUAGCGGCGACAUAUUAGAAAAUCAAGCAGAAACAGUUAUAAACGAAUUAAAAUUAAGUCGUAACUCCUCAUCUCAAAUUAUUAAAUCGAAUACUACACUAUCAAACGCGAGAGAUGAUAAGAGCACGCAGGAUUCCAACGAUAGUUCGGUUGGCGAUGCCAGUGACAUCCAUUACCCUCAGAAUUUGAUUAAUCGGAAGAAACCAACCCGUUUCCAGAUUUUCCUACAGAGGAUUUUGGGUAUACGAGCGAAAAAUUACCCGUACGGCGGCAGUGAUAAUAACAUAACCCGUUUCGAGCGCCGAAGACGCAACAGAUUGCAAUUCAGGAGAUUUCGACGUCCGAGGAAAACUAAUUCGGAUGUCGCAUUAAGGGAUUCGAAGGGCCCGAUAAUUUUAUCGUACGUGCAAUCUAUUCAGAGAAGUUACUUGACGGACACGACGCCACGGCAUUGUCCGAUGGUUGGAUGCAAAAUGAUAUCUUAUGGUAUAAUAAAUUACAACGAUCAUCUAAAUCUCUGUCACUUUCCGGAUCGAAAGUACAUCUGUCAUUAUUGUCACGAAGGCUUUACCAAAGAGAAUGACAAAGUCCUACAUGAGAAUGAACACAUUGGCAUAACAAAAGUGAAUGCCCAAGUAACUUCAGCGCCUUCUACUGCAAGAUAUACGACUAAAAUUGCUAGCAACACCCAAACCGAACCAGAAGCACCAAAAAGCGAUGUACCCGAAGACAAAUUAAAAAAAAUAGUUUCCUUCUUUGACAAAAUUAGUGAUCCUGACCAGGUGCUAGCGGAAAUGAAGAAUCGUUCUUCGGGACAACAUUUCCAGACCUUCCAUCCUUAUACUAAGACUACUGACAAUGAAUCGGAGACGACCAAGUCUGACUUGAGUUCGAACCAGAAAACGAAUACAGAGAAAAGAGGUUACAGUUGUAGCCACUUCCAACAUAAAGAAAGUAAAACCUCUUUGGACUCGGACUCAACUACAAAAUACCUCCCAGUUAGAUGUCAGCUGUGUGGAGAAAUAUUUGAGCAUAGACGUCAACUUAAUCUACACGUGGAUCUGGAACAUAGGAUAAACGACAAAUUCUCCAAAUUCCACAGCUGUGCUGGCAUUCUUAAUCACAAUCGUAGGACAGAUAAUAUAUUACACAACGUCAAAAGCUUGGCAACGUCCACAGAUAAUGUAGAAAGUACACACAAAUCAGAUGACAAUUUAAGUUAUGAUCCUUCAACGAAUAUUGUUUAUUUUACAUCUACGGAAUCUGUUGAUAAGAACUCCGUUAAAAGGAAUAUCGUUCAAAACGUGCAAAAUGAUUUUUGCUAUAAAUGGGAGCCGUGUACGAGCGUUGUAAGAAUCUAAUGUUUUGUUUUUUGUUAGGGUUAUAGUGAUGUUUUUAAUAAAUAAAGUUAAAAUUCC